AUGCAACCGCGUCCACAAUUGGAGGAAAAACAUGUGGCGGCACCGGCCAAGCCGCCGCGUUUAAGGAUCACAAAAGUCAAAUUGCCUGUAAAAAAACAGUUGCAAUUCGAGAGUCCGUUGCCCGGGCGGUCACGUGCAACACCAGCAGCAGCAGCAGCGGCGGCGGCGACAAUGACAGUAAAGACAACGACGCAAGAAACAACAAGAAAAACCACAAAAUCAAAGACGACGAAGAAAACGCAAUUGGAGACGAUAGCAGACGGCAGCGUACGGAAUGCGAAUGGGGAGGCGAAUGCGGAUGUGGCAAUAAGAAAUCGUCUCGCCGAGGGCUGCACCAGUCUAAUGUAUGCGUGUCAGCAGGGCGACAUUGUUCAAGUGCUCGCCCAGAUGCGCCUCAAGGCAACGCGCCGCCUGGAAGUACUCGUUAAAAUGUUCGCCAGCCCAUUGGAGUUCGAUAUCGUGCUGCGCGCCAAAAUGGCCAAUGUGAAUUUGCCCCAACUGCUACGGCAGCGUGACCGUAGCAACCGCAACGCGCUGCAUUAUUGUGCCGCGCAGGAUUUGGAGCAGACGCGCGACCUCGUGGCGGCCGCAAGCAUUGCGAUUGCAGCUCCAGAGCUGCUGGAGUCUGCCGACGAGGAUGGCUUCACGCCGCUUCACUUGGCUGUUAUUCAGGGCAAUUUGGCGAUGGUCAAUUUGCUGCUAGCGAACAAAGCCGAUGUGAACGCGGUGGACAAUGAAGGCCAUUCGGUGGUGCACUGGGCCACGGUAUGUGGCGAAAUUGAGGCAUUGCGGGCAGUUCUGGCAGCCGGUGCAAGUGUGGCCCAGCCCGAUGUUAACGGCGGUACGCCCCUGCACUAUGCGGCACAAAUGUGCGGCGCCAGCUACGACAACAAGCUGAAGUCCAAUUCCAGCAAGUUGGCCCUUGAGAUUCUUGGCAUACUGCUGGCCCAUCCGCAGAGCAGCGUCGAUGUUCAGGACAAGGAUGGACGGCAGCCGCUGCUGUGGGCCGCUUCGGCGGGCUCGGCCAAAGCGGUUAUAGCCCUGGUGAAGGCGGGCGCACGUGUAGAGAGUGCCGAUAAGGAUGGUCUCACCGCGCUCCACUGCGCUGGCUCGCGUGGCCACACCGAGUGCAUCGACACGCUGAUAAGCCUGUGUGGCGCGCCCACAGAUCUCAUAGACACCAACGGCUGCACGGCGUUGCAUUAUGCCGUGACGCUUGGCCAUGCGGAUGCCACAGCACGUCUGCUCGACUUGGAAGCGGAUCCCAAUCGGCAGGACCGCAAGGGGCGCACGCCUGCACACUGUGGCUGUUCCAAGGGCCAAUUCGAAACGCUAAAGCUGCUGAAGGAGCGCGGCGCUAAUCUUUGGCUGCGCAAUGCCAAAGGUGAUCUGCCAAUGCACGAGGCGGCCGCCUCCGGCCGACGUGAGCUACUCGAAUGGCUCCUGUCCCAACGACCCAAGCAGGUGAACACCACAAGCAACGACGGGCGCAGCCUGCUGCACAUUGCAGCUGCAAAUGACUACACGGACAUGUGCAAGCUGCUGUUGGACCACGGAGGCGAUGUGAAUGCGCUCUAUCGCAAUUCCCGGGGCCUUGUGCUGACCCCGCUGGACUGUGCACUGCAGCGUGGUCAUCGUUCCACGGCCAAGUUCCUGCAGUCGCAAGGCGGCCAGCCAUCCAACAAGCUGAGGCUGGCUGCUCGACGCGGCAAUCCCUUUCACGAGAGUAACGCAGCGGAUCUGGUGCGACCUCUAAAGUAUAUGGAAAAGGAGGAGCUGCACGAUCUACGUAGCUCCAAGAAAUACGUAGUGUAUCUCAAGCGCAGCGAUUCUGAUGGUGGCCUUGCUGCUGGCGGUGGGGAGGAGCAGGAGCAAGAUGAGUGCAGCUGCACGGAGCAGUCAUAUCGAAGGGAGCAGCGUCUGGUGCAUACAUGCCAGCGGCAUAAGCGGCGCCAGCUUCGCCGACGCACCAACAGUUGCGGCGAGGGCCAACAUAAGAAGUGCAGUGACAUUUGCCGCUCCAAGAGCAACAUUGAAAUCAGUCGGCGCUAUCAGUCCAGGGAGCGCUCUGCCAGCACCAGUGAUGGCGAGAACGACGAGGAUGACGAGGACUCCUGCGAGAAUUGCUGCUAUCACAAGCGCCAGAAACAGCGUGUCGUGCCGCGCAAGCGUUCUACACCCUCGCACAGGCCCAAGGAGCUGCCUGGCAGCGAGGAGGAUGGCAGCGAGCAGGGAAAGAGUUCGCCGAAGAAGGCCGAGCACAAAGUGUCCACAUCGCAGAAUAAACCUGACAGUCCACAGCCACCUCAAAUGGCAGGCAACGAUCAGACACAGCCAGCCACGCCAACAGCUACCAAGGAGGGCACCUUUAUCAAAUCGCCGCCCCAGAGCGCCAAAGGCGACAAGGUAGCAGCUGUGGAGCCGGACAACUUGAAGGUGGCAGAAGGCCAUGGCUUGGAGCUAACGGAUGAGGAGCAGGAAAUAGCCAAGUCAGUGGUUACCCAAGUGGAUGUCCAUCAUGAUGCAGAGUUGCAAUCCUCAAAGUCUUUCGAGGAGAUACCAGGAGGUGAAACGGCGACUGUAACCGCGACUACGCCUGCAGAGGCCGAGAGAGCUGCCAAGCACGAGCUAAGCGAGGAGGACACCAAAUUGGUCACCACUGAGGUCGAACAGAUGAUCACAAUAGCUGCCACGGCAUUGAGCAGCGAGUCAAAGAGCUCUACUGAAGAAGCAUCUGUCGAGAAUAAAUCGGAAACUGUAGAGCAAAUGCUGCCAUUGAAUAGCGCUAAGGAUAAUCCCAGUGGAGAUCCCGUAGCAUCUGCCGAACCAACCACUGCCAGCACGCCCUUACCGCAUCCAUCAGCUGACGCACCAGUUGCGAAGCCACCGACAACCGAGCAACCAAAUUUAGAGGCGCCGCCACAGCCGCAACCCUUAGAAACCGCAGCAGAGGCUGGCAAAAAAUUGGAGCACAUAGCGGUAGAGCCUGAAUGUGAGAAAAAGGCGUUGCCUCCGUCAUCUCCUCCCAAACCCCAAGAUGAGCCCAAUAAUCCACAGCAAAAGCCGACAGCCGCACAGACCACACGUCCGCAGUCCCAACAGCAACAACAACAGCAACAGGUGCAGCAGCAACAGCAGCAGCAGGAACAGCAUGAGCAACAGCCACCACAACGGGAACAGGAGUCAAGACGCUCCUUUACACUGCUGCCCUCCGACUCGGCUGAUGAUGAGCCUGCGGCUACUGUUGUGCCAGUCUCUGAUGAACCCGAACGUAAAUCGAGCUUCCAAGUGCUUAAGAGUGACGACUCCAUUGCCGAUUUGGAGGAUUCGCCGCGUCCACACGAUGUUAAGUACAGUGGCAGCAAUCAAGUCUUUCAAGUGGUGCCCGAUGGCACCGCAAGCUCCAAGCUGCCCAGUGCAUCCGAGCUGGACAAGCCUGACGAAUACGAAGAAUUUGAUGAUGCCGCAGACGAUGACGAUGCAGAUGACAUUGAUCCGGAGCACGACAGUGCCCUUCGCCGCUUUCUGAGCAGUGGAGCACGCCAUGGUGUUGGCGGCGAACAAGGUGCCACCAGCGACGCCACUGCAGCCGCUGGUGUCUAUGAUGGGCUGGCCAACGGGCGCAAGCGUCGCCUAAAAAAGCGCGUGCGCAGCGGUGCCAAGACGCGAAGCAAUUGGAAGAGCGCACAGGAAUCGCGCGAGAGCAAUAUUGCCUUGGCCACCACCAGCAAAGAUCAGGACUCCGGCUUCGAGCCAAGUCCGCGUGCGGAGCGCACCAAAAUACCCACGCCGCGCACAGCCCAUACGGCCAUGCCGCGCCGGCCUAUCUAUGCGACCCUGGACGGGCGCUCCUGCAGCAGUCGCCUGGAGAAUCGAAAGCCGGGCGAUAAGGGUGCCUGUGAUAUGGGCGCCGUGACACGCUCCAUCCAGCGGAAUAUUCGCAGAUACUACAUGGAGCGCAAGAUCUUCCAGCAUCUGCUGGAGCUCAAGUCGCUACAAAUACGCUCAAACAAGCUGAACGAAGCGGUGCUGGUGAAGCGCGCCGUUGACGACUAUCACAAAUCGUGCGUGCUGCUGGGCGGCGAAACUGGCACAAGGCUCCGGCGUUACAAUUUCAGCGAAUAUACGUUUAAGAAUUUUGAGCUGUUUCUCUACGAGACGCUCAAGGGAUUGCAGAAGCCGGGCACCAACAACUUUCAGAACAUCAACGAGGUUUACGAGGAGGCGGAGCGUAGGCUAAGCCCCGACUACAAUGCGUACGAAAAGGCGCUGCAGUGCACCACCAAGACACAUCGUUGCCUCCAUGCAGCCCACGCCUAUACGGGCAUACCCUGCGCCGCCUACAUUCCCAUGAUGAAUCACCACACGAUGCCCAAGUUUGGAUUUGGACCGUACAAAAAGGCCGGCAGCGUUAGCAGUUUUUAUCUGCCAAAAAUACUGACCACUGGUCGCGCCUCCAGCGGGCGGGUCGGUGUUGGCGUUGGAGUCGAUGUCGGCUUUGGCGGCAGCGGCAAGUGCAGCCACAAAGUUGCUCUAGAGCUGUCACACGGAAAGAGCAAACAACUAAUUUCACUGCCAGCGGACAAGUUGGACAGCAAUAAACGCUACUAUGUGACGUUCACAGUUAAGGAUUCUCCGGGGCAGUUCGCUACCAAAGAGGCGCAUAAACAAAACCAACCACAACAUCACCAGCAACAACAACAACAACAACAACAACAACAUCCACAGUAAUCAGGCUUUGCUGCCAGUGAUCCGAAUGGCAAGUAGCACGCGGCGUAUACGUAAUGCGAGAUAGCCUCAGCCGCGGGCCUUCGCUGCUGUCGCCUGGCAUGACUUUUUCCAAACGCAGCGUGCUUGUACGCUGCUUCUGCAUCAGCCACAGAGCAACACGCAUCAGCCAUCACCAUCUGCAUCAGCAUCAGCAUCAGCAUCAGCGUCAGUGUUGCUGCGCCAAAUGCAUUAAAACAAUGCGACAUUUUUGCUUCACUUUUUAUGUCUUUUGUGCGACCGCCCGCUGUCCGACUGUUUUUGUAUUUUGACUUUUUGUUCAACUCUUUUUUUGUUGUUUUCAUUAUUGUUGUUGCUUUUGGUUUUGUUUGUGUCCUGCGCUUGCUUCCUGUGUUUUUUUUACUUGUUUUUUUGCUGCUUUGCAGCACUUUAAGAUGGCCAACUGCUGAUAAUGGAUGAUGGCGCGCAGCGCUAUGCUCAGUGCUGCGGCUGUCAGUUGAAGUUGUCACGCCAGCAGCGUCAGCGGCAACAGCAGCUUGAAUUACUUAUGCCGCCCCCUGUCUCGCACCCCCUGGCCCUACGGCCGCUACAGCUCCCUCUGCUAUGCAGCACUGUUCAGUUCAGUUCUGUUCUGUUUUGUUUGCUGUUCGGCUAUUCGGCGCUGUUGUUGCGCUUUUAUUUCAGUUUUUCAUUAUCAUCAUUUUUUUUUUCUUGUUUUAUUUGUUAUAUUUUUUUUUAUAAAUUUUUUUGUUGCUUCUGCUAUUGCUGUGUACGCUGCUAAUGCUACAGAUAAGCGUUGUUAUUAACGCUCGGCUUACCAGCACGACGCAGCAGCAGCAAGCAUGAGGAGUCGUCUCCUUGCCGCGCUUGUUGCCUUUGUCCUUGCUUAAAAGCAACAGCAAAAGCAGCGGCAGCGGCGGCGAAUGAAUAAAUGUAAAGUAUGUACCGUGCAUUUCUUUGGCAUUUCAACAUUUUUACUUUAUUUGGAAUUUUAUUUACUUGUCUGCUUGCGCGCCCCAUUCAAGCUGUUUGUUUCUAUACUCUAACCAUUGGCUAAAAGGGUAUGAGCAUAUUCCACAGUUAAAUGCACAGAAGCUUUAGUAGACUUAGAUGUAGAUAGUCUAGCACUUUACUAAGCAUGCCUGUCGGGAUAUCAGCCAAUUAUUUCGUAUAAUAUUUAAGGCAAUAUCAUAGUACUCAACUUGGUGGAGGUAUAUUCUGGCCGAUCAUUUGACUUUUGCAGCCGGUGUGUCUGCAUUCGCUUCGCAUUGGGUGCAUUGUAAAUGGAGAAUAAUUGCGUUCAGCACAAAAAGUCCAGAUUUGCAAAUUGUGUUAAGCGACAAACAACAAGCCAUAAACAGAAAAAGGUUAUAAAAAAAAAUAAAUUCGCUUUAUAAAAUAAAUAUAAAACAUAUUUAAAAAAUGAAAAGCUGAUGAAUAAAAGCCGCGAGCUACGCGUUUUAAAGAGUUUACGUCUAGAUUUAAGGCAGCUGUUGCAAAUAAACGUUGGAAAUGUCUAUA
Messenger RNA from Drosophila virilis, 6249 nucleotides. The record is from RefSeq and is a predicted model, not a curated record. NCBI's taxonomy places the organism in Eukaryota, Metazoa, Arthropoda, Insecta, Diptera, Drosophilidae.